Molecule: messenger RNA, 327 nt
Organism: Miscanthus lutarioriparius
Lineage: Eukaryota; Viridiplantae; Streptophyta; Magnoliopsida; Poales; Poaceae
Source: the annotation of a GenBank genome assembly
AUGGCAACCGUGAGGUACGAGAAUGUUACCAAGUUCCUGGCCGUCGAGCUCACCAUCAACGGCGACACGUCCUACUACGUCAACGCCACUGUUGAUCUCAAGAGCUACCUUCCCGAGCAUGUCGCUAUCGGCUUCUCGGCAGCGACUGGCGGUGGUGGCGAGCAGCACCAGAUACUGUCAUGGUCAUUCAUAUCCACUCUGCAGGAGGAACAGGUAGCACAAGCACCGCCGCCACCGCCGCUUCAUCAGUCACCUGAAAUCGUCCAGCAUCCCAAGACGAGCCGUGCUUGUAUGGCGGCACAAACGACACAAGAAACCACCAAAUGA